Molecule: messenger RNA, 1578 nt
Organism: Emys orbicularis (European pond turtle)
Lineage: Eukaryota; Metazoa; Chordata; Testudines; Emydidae
Gene: TRIM65
Product: tripartite motif containing 65
Exons: 6
Coding region: 13-1578 (521 amino acids)
Molecular function (GO): protein binding; zinc ion binding
Source: RefSeq, a predicted model, not a curated record
GUCCCAGGCAGGAUGGCCUGUCAAGGCCCCCGGAAGCUGGAGGAGAAGCUAGUCUGCUCCAUCUGCCUGGAGAUGUUUGGGACAGCGGUGACCAUGUCCUGUGGACACAACUUCUGCAUGAAGUGUAUCAACAACCACUGGGACAAGGAAGAGAAGGAGGCUCCUCCAGGCGAGAAGGACUAUACCUGCCCCGACUGCAGGAAACGCUUCGAGAAGCGGCUGGAACUCAGGAAGAACGUCGCCCUUUGCAGCGUGGUGGAGCUGGUCAGGUCUGGGGAAGUGCAGGCCUCCAGUGCCGAGAGGAAAACCCCUGCCAACGGAAGGAGGUGCUCCAGGCAUGGGCGGCUCCUGGAGCUAUACUGCCAAGAGGACAAGAUGUGCAUCUGCUGCGUGUGCACGGUGCAGGAGUGCCGGGACCACCACAGGGUCCUGUUCGAGGAGGAGCGCAAGAGAAAGGAGGUCCUUUUAGAAGAGUCUCUGGCGAAAACCCAGGAGGAGACAGUAAAGACCGAGGAGGAGAUCCACAAACUGGAGGAACAAACUGGCACCAUAAAGGAUUCUUCAGAGAGGCUGAAAUUGGGGAUUUUGCAGAAGUUUGCCCACCUGAUGAAAGAGCUGGAGGAGUGCCAGAGGGGGGCCGUGGACAAGAUAGAGCAAGAGCAGGCCACUGCCCUAGGGCAAGUGGAGGAGAACUGGAGCCAGCUGCAGGAUCAUCUGACAAUGCUCACCCAGCACCGGCAAAAGGCCCAGGAGCUGCUGAUCUGUGUGGAUGACAUGAAAUUCCUAGAGGAAUUCCUGCUGCUCCCUUCUCCGGCCAGCCUGGGAGUUUUGCCAGUUGUUGAAUUCGAUGUGGCCAGCACGGUGGGUUCCACUGCUAAGAUCCUCACCGAGGUCUCUAGACUUUUGCUGGAGGAUUUGCCCAAUUCCCUGAACCCAAAGGCGGCUGAUGCUGAAACCAAAGAGUCAACCAAGCCAAAGGCGCUUACUGUGAUGAAGGCAGGACCAGCCCUUCCCGAGUGUGAAUUAAGAGUGGAGCUUCUGAAGGAUCAUCGAAAUUUGACCUUCGACCCAGACACAGCCAAUAAGUACCUGCAGCUGUCCAAUCAGAACCAAAAGGCCAAGCACACCCAUUCUCCUGAUGGCCUUUGUCAGGAUCAUGCUGACAGGUUUGAGCUGUGGCAGGUUCUGUGCAGCCAAAGCUAUAGCCAAGGCCGCCACUACUGGGAAGUCAGGAUCUCCAGCCACUCCGUCAUCCUAGGAGUAACAUACAAGAAAAUCCAGAGGAAGAAGCGAGCAGGUCGCUCCUUCAGCAUCGGACUGGAUGGAUUGUCCUGGGGGCUGCAGAUCCGGGAGGACUGCUACUUGGCCUGGCACGAGGGCCAGUCGCAUAAGAUCAGGGCGCCCUUGUACAAAUGCCUCGGAGUCAGCCUGGACUAUGGCACAGGCGUCCUGUCGUUCUAUGGCAUCGGGGACGAGAUGAAGCUCCUCCACUCUUUCCACUGUGUCUUCACCGAGCCCCUCUACCCAGUCUUCUGGCUCUGCGAAGGCAGAGCCGUCACCCUUUGCCAACAGAACUGA